Molecule: messenger RNA, 693 nt
Organism: Zea mays
Lineage: Eukaryota; Viridiplantae; Streptophyta; Magnoliopsida; Poales; Poaceae
Exons: 3
Coding region: 75-611 (178 amino acids)
Source: RefSeq, a predicted model, not a curated record
UGACUAUUGUUCGAAUUUCUGAAAAAAAUAAAUGGUGGUAUCCAGCAUGCACCAAAUGUCCAAAGAAACCAGCAAUGAACCGUAAGACAAUGCAAUGUCGCGAAUGUGGAUCCAUUGACUACUGUUUCAGAUAUAGAUUAAGUUUUAUUGCAUCUGAUGGAACCGCUGAAGCAAAUAUGUUCUGCUUCGAAAAUGUCGCUACAAAAAUUGUUGGAAAAUCAUCAGCUUCACUCUUAGCUUCUGCAGCAGAUCCAGAAAUAACUCCACCGGAUAUUGCAGCUAUUGUCUCCCUCAAAUUUACAUUUGUUGUCACUUAUGACAAUGAAUCUUAUGGAGGCCAUAGCAAGAUAUUCCUUAUCAGAUCAAUUCUAGCAACAUAUGGAAGAGACUCUUUACUGCCACAAAUACAAGAAAAUGUGGACAUUACCUAUCCAAACACUCCAAUGCAACUCACAGCUAAAGAACACAAGUCUCCAUCUACAGCAAUGUCAAAUCUGACAACCAACUCACCACCUCAUGCCAAGCGUGUGCUAACGUAUCUUAGCUCACAAACCUCUACUUCGGAAAAGGAUGACCUUUCAAAACAAAAGGGGCCACAGGUAAGUCUCUAAUAAAAGCUCGGAUGGUACUAUUAAAAUGAAACUAUCUAUAAAAACAUUAAUACAUACAUUCAUUUUUACUUAACAGAUGCCA